Procambarus clarkii (red swamp crayfish) is the source of this 1113-nucleotide messenger RNA. The record is from RefSeq and is a predicted model, not a curated record. NCBI's taxonomy places the organism in Eukaryota, Metazoa, Arthropoda, Malacostraca, Decapoda, Cambaridae.
AUGCUUCCGUCAGACGUGAAGCACCCGUCAGGGUGGUGGUGGGAGCGGGUGAUACUAGUGGUGUGGGCGCUGGUGACGGUGGUGUUGACGCAGAGCUACGCCGGCAACCUCAUGGCUCUCCUGGGUGUGAGAUACAUCCCUCAACCAAUACAUUCUCUCCGGGAUGUCUUGGAUCACCCAAAGAUAAUAAUGAUUUGGAAACUAAACUCCUUUACCGUGGCUUUCUACCGAGAAGCCAAGUCCGGGAUAUUCACGGAGGUGGCCAAGGCAGAGAGAGAGGGGAGAGUGAUAUUCAACCUUCUCGCUCAGUACCCGGAGAGCAUCGACCGCUUGGUCAGGCCGGGAACACACGUCAUUUUCGAGACUGAGAGCAACCUCAAGAUUUUCAUGGCCGACGACUUCUCACGAACAGGACGGUGCGACUUCUACUACUCAAGGGAAGGCUUCCUCUCCACUAUAUAUGGCUUGAUCGGCCGGAAGGGUAACCCACUAGUUCCAGCUAUGAGCAAGAGACUGAUGGUAAUGUCAGAAUUUGGACUAUAUGACCACUGGCAGAAGGAGGUGGUGCCCAACUCCACCACGUGCCUCAACCUCCCAACCCGGGUCACCGUCAGCACCUCUCUCUCCAUCACCCAUCUCUGGGUGUCCAAUAUGACUCCUGUUGGCCAUGUGUCCAAUAUGACUCCUGUGGGCCGUGUGUCCAAUAUGACUCCUGUUGGCCGUGUGUCCAAUAUGACUCCUGUUGGCCGUGUGUCCAAUAUGACUCCUGUGGGUCAUGUGUCCAAUAUGACUCCUGAGGGCCAUGUGUCCAGUAUGACUCCUGUGGGUCAUGUGUUCAUUAUGACUCCUGCGGGCUAUGUGUCCAAUAUGACUCCUGUGGGUAAUGUGUCCAAUAUGACUCCUGUGGGCCACGUGUCCAAUAUGACUCCUGUGGGCCAUGUGCCCAAUAUGACUCGUGAGCGCCAUGUGUCCAAUAGAACUCCUGUGGACCAUGUGUCCAAUAUGACUCCUGUGAGCCAUGUGUCCAAUAUGACUUCUGUGGGUCAUGUGUCCAAUAUGACUCCUGUGGGCCAUGUGUCCAAUAUGACUCCUGUUGCUGUGUAUCCAAUAUAA